CCGGGCGGCAAAGUCCAUGCGAGUCGAGGCGCCCGGUGGGGCGCACUUGUCUCCUUUUGUAAAAGAUGCGCUGGGCACCCGCUCCGGUGAGUUGACCGCUAGCGGGAAGAGGCGGGAGCCCGCGGGGCGAGUGGAGCCGGCCCCUCCCCCGGCGCCUCCGGUAGCUGGGUCAGGACGCCCCGGCCGCGGCGCUGGAUCUUGGGACUCGGAAGCUCCCGGACUACUGACCGCCCGCCGCUUCGCUCCCGACCACCCCGCCAGCAAGUCCUAAGGUCUCCGACGACAGAGAGACCAGCGCCGCGAAAACAGAAACAAAACCUGAGAAAUGCCUCAUUCCAUAAAUAGAGAAAUGAUACUUGGCAUUGUGGUGGGAACUGCUGGAAUCAGCUUGCUGCUUUUGUGGUAUCACAAGGUUCGUAAACCAAGGACAGCAGUGGAUUUACCUAAAUUUCUUUCUCUGGGUAAUUCACUUGAUUUGAUGACUUUGCAAGAUGAAAUGCCUAGUGGCCAAGGAACAACAGCGAUCUUUCAAGGAAGGCAGCUUCAGAUACUGGAGAAGUUAAAUGAAUUACUGACAAAUAUGGAAGAACUCAAAGAGGAAAUCAGAGUUCUUAAAGAAGCCAUUCCAAAGCUGGAGGAGUAUAUACAAGGUGAACUUGGAGGGAAGGUAACUGUUCACAAGAUAAGUCCUCAGCACAGAGCUAGGAAAAGAAGGCUUGCCCCAGUUCAGAGUUCAGCAACAAGUAAUAGUUCAGAGGAAGCAGAAAGUGAGGGAGGGUAUGUUACAGCUAAUACUGACACCGAAGAACAGAGUUUUCCAGUCCCUAAGGCAUUUAACACUCAUGUGGAGGAAUUAAAUUUAGAUGCCCUUAUUCAGAUGGCUGAUAAUUUACGAGUGAAUGAGUCCAGAAAAGUGGAGAGUUUUGAGCUGCUUUGUGACCACAAAGAAAAGUUUAGAGAUGAAAUAGAGUUUAUUUGGCGGUUUGCUCGUGCUUAUGGAGACAUGUAUGAGCUAUCUACAAAUACACAAGAAAAGAAGCAUUAUGCUAAUAUUGGAAAGACAUUAGGUGAAAAAGCUAUUACGAGAGCACCCAAGAAUGGAUAUUGUCAUCUAUGGUAUGCAGUUUUGUGUGGCUAUGUAUCUGAGUUUGAGGGCUUACAAAACAAAAUUAACUAUGGAUAUCGCUUCAAGGAACAUCUAGAUAAAGCAAUUGAAUUUUUACCUGAAGAACCCUUUUUGUACUACCUCAAGGGAAGAUACUGUUACGCUGUUGAAGAACUACAGCCUGCAUUUUCUAAGUCCAAUUACAUGUUCAUGGCCAAGUGUUAUGCCGAUCUUAAUCAAAUUGACAAUGCUGUGAAGUUCUGUAAUUUGGCGGUGUUGCUUCCUUGUAUUACCAAAGAGGAUAAAGAUGCUCAGAAAGAGGUGAAAAAAAUAAGCACUUCCUUGAAGAGAUGGUUUAGAAAUGCCCCUCUCAGCCUCCUUUCUUGUUACAAAUGGCAUGCAAUGACUUCCUCGGCGGCACAGCUUUCCCAGGAUGAGUGAGCCGGCACAGCUUUCCCAGGAUGAGUGAGCCUUGGGAGGACUCCCACCCCUGGAGCACUGUGAGCUGGCCUGGGGGGCGCUGUGGCAGUGGGUGGUCCAUCUCUGCCCAGUCUCGGUGCCUCCAGCUCCCAGUCCCAUCACACCCCAGCCGUGAGGAGGUCCCAGGAAGCCUUGAAACCCAGAUCACGAUGGGCCCUAAGCAGGAGACCAAGCAGCACCUUGUUCACAUCCUCCUCCUUGGAGUCCAAGUCAGCGUCUGAAGUUCAGUGCAGGUCCCAGGAGCGAGCUGUCGCUGGGGCCACUGAUGAGCAGGCUGGAAGUCGCCCAUUGACCCUCUCGCCCACCACAUCCAUCACAGUGUUCUCAUGCCUAACAUUUCAAUGAAAGCUUUUUACUUGCUGAGAUGGGUUGAGAAAGUGCUCCCAAAAGGGAAAAAAUUUCUGCCUUCAGAUAUGAAGUGACAGGGAGAGAGCAGAGAAAGAGAGAAGAAGCCAGCAAAGAGAGGAGGCAGGUCAAGGACCAGACAAGAGGCAGCAAGCCUUAGGCAAUGCCAAGACCAACCUUUCUACUGCAAAUUUAAGGUGCUUCUUAUUUCCCUAAAGACAAUACAGAAUUUUUUUUAAUUUUAGUUUCUUUUUUUUUUCGGUUGCCAUAACCUUCAGCCAAUGAAAUACAGACCACAUACUAGGAUUAGGCAUUGUGGCAUUUCUAUGACCCAAUUAUUAUUUUUUUUUAAUUUUAAUUUUAUUGCUAGACUUUAGUUUCUAGUCUGUUGUUUUAGCAAUAAAGUAACUCCUCAGCUGCUUGGUCUCUUGCUUAGGGCCCACCAUUAUCUGGGUUUCAAGGCUUCCUGGGACCUCCUCAUGGCUGGGGUGUGAUGGGACUAGGAACUGGAGCUUAAAAUGAUUUAAAGUACCAUCCCUGACAGCAUGGCAGAAGUACCUAUUGUUUUGGAGAAUAUUUGGCCCCUGGGCUCAUUGCUAAUGGAUUGGAAAAAUAAAAAGAUGACCUAUUAUUUUUA
Messenger RNA from Odocoileus virginianus texanus, 2567 nucleotides. Lineage: Eukaryota; Metazoa; Chordata; Mammalia; Artiodactyla; Cervidae. The record is from RefSeq and is a predicted model, not a curated record.